Messenger RNA from Bufo bufo (common toad), 1366 nucleotides. RefSeq names its product nuclear export mediator factor NEMF-like. NCBI's taxonomy places the organism in Eukaryota, Metazoa, Chordata, Amphibia, Anura, Bufonidae. Gene Ontology annotation, molecular function: tRNA binding; ribosomal large subunit binding. The transcript is spliced from 8 exons. The record is from RefSeq and is a predicted model, not a curated record. Bases 96 to 827 code for a protein of 243 amino acids. Gene Ontology annotation, cellular component: RQC complex. Gene Ontology annotation, biological process: rescue of stalled cytosolic ribosome; ribosome-associated ubiquitin-dependent protein catabolic process.
AUCGAUGUGGCAAUGUAAAUUAGAAGCUAAAUUCGAGGCCUCGGAAACUGGUUUUAUAUUCAUUCAUUUAUUUUCUUUCUUCGUCUUUUAGUGAAAUGAAGAAGAAGAAGAAGCCCGAUGAUUCUGAAGAAGUCAAGCCAGUGGAAAAUGCAGAGAAAGCCGAGGCGUCCGUACCACAGAGCUGUCCACAAGGGGGCGCCGCCGCACAGCAGCCUGUAAAAAGAGGACAGAAGAGUAAAAUGAAGAAGAUGAAGGAAAAGUACAAGGACCAGGAUGAGGAAGAUCGAGAACUCAUAAUGCAGUUGCUGGGGUCUGCAGGGUCCAACAAGGAAGAGAAGAGCAAGAAAGGAAAGAAAGGAAAAACAAAGGAGGAACCUGCAAAGAAACAGCCGCAGAAGGGGAAGAAAGGGGGGACGGGACCUGCUGAGAUCUUCAUAACACAAGACGUACAAGACUUGACCUUGGAAGAGCAGCAGGAUGACAAGGACGAUGCAGACCCAGAUGCUCCAGGAUCAGAGGAAGCAGAAAAUCUACUGGAUUCCCUGACCGGGCAGCCCGAUCCAGAGGACGUCCUGCUCUUCUCUGUGCCCGUCUGUGCCCCGUACACCGCCAUGACCAGCUAUAAGUACAAGGUUAAAUUGACUCCAGGAACCCAAAAGAAAGGAAAAGCUGCUAAAACGGCCCUGAACAGUUUCAUGCAUUCCAAGGACGCGAGCGGCAGAGAGAAGGACUUACUGCGCAGUGUGAAGGACACCGACCUAUCGAGAAACAUGCCGGGAAAAGUGAAAGUGUCUGCACCGAAUCUACUGAGUGCAAAGAAGAAAUAACCUUGUCCUCGUCAGACUUCGCAUAUGUAAAUAUGGGGCGACGCAAGAUCCGCGCCAAAAUAUCUUGGGUGGGGAGGAAAAGUUCAGAGAUUGUCGGCUACAUUAUCACGAUGCUGCAAAUGGUUGAUUUAAUAGAAAAUCCUAGAAACGUGGCCAGGCUACAACAGCGCCCCCCAUCUCCUCAGGAUGUAUCUGAUAUUACAGCCGAGCUGUACAGAAGCAAACAGUUUGAGCUGCAAUACCAAUCUGUGAACAGGUGUGGCGCUGGUUUUAUUUUACUCCUGGACGAGCCCUUUGAGAGCUUAUACUAAUUGUAACCUGCUUGUAGUAGUUACUAUACUGCGCCACAACAGCUCUUGGGGUGGGAGGCAGAGACGGCUCAGUCCCCUACAUCAACUACUCCAACCCCCAACAGCUGUUGAUCUGACGCUAUUUGAAGCAAGUUCUAAUCCUAUUACACCCUAUGUACGUGUGUGCCCCGCCGGCGCACCCCCACAAAGCCUUCAUUCUCAAUGAUAUGCCAUGAUGAAUGUAAUUAU